AUGGCGGACGAGGGCAGAGAGCUUGACCCCGCUGCUCUGGCACAGGCCCUUGGAGAGGACAUGGGAGUCAUUGGGGAUGAGAUCCUGGUGGAUGGCAACCGCACCUUCGAUGAGAUCAUGCGGUGGCGCCGGAACGCACCUUUGCUUUACGAUAUCUUCUUGGAGUUCGGCAUGCAGAGCCCUGCUCUUUCCGUGCGGUGGCUUGCUGAUGAGGCGGAUGAGGAAUGUACCCGUUUGGCCUUUGGCACACAAGCCACAAACGGAGAAAGUGGCUCCCAGUCCCAAAUCGUCGUCGCGGAGUUGACAUGUGUAGCAGACAGUGAGCUCGCAAGUGACCCGUGGAGGAGCUGGGGUGUGGAAGGCCUCCGUGACUCCUGCGGCUUCGGUGCGAGGCCCCUCCACAAUGAGGGUAAUGAGGCGCCCCUGCGACUUUUGACCCGCAUGGCUCACGACUCCGAUGUGAAUCGCCUUGUGUCCUGCCCUUCCAAGCCACAGUUGCUGGCUGCCAAGGGCUCCUCGGGUGUGGUGACCCUCUUUGACUACAAGAGGUCCGAAGAAGGCAAGGAGAGAAUGGGAGUGAAGCUGGGAAGCUUUCAGUACUCUGCUGAGGCAGUGGAUGGCUUCGCAUUGGCCUGGAGCCCUUUGUCUGCCUCAUGGCUGGCGACCGGUGGGAACGACGGGUCCCUGUCCUUCUGGGACACCGAAGCACCGGGCAAAUCAGCAAAGCCUCUGUUUGAUACCGUGGCGCAUGAUGGCCCCCUCAACGACCUGAGCUUCUCGAAGCAUAGCCCACAGCUGACGACGGUUGGGGAGGACUGUGGUAUUGCCAUCUGGGACGUGAGGGAGGCCUUGUCCAAGUCGCAGCUGCUGGCAGCGGGGGCAGAGUGCUUGACCGUCGACUGGAGCCCCAGUGACCAGCAUUUGCUGGCCACUGGUGGUAAGGACGCGAUGGUGAACAUCUGGGACCUCAGGGCUUUCAAGCUGCCGAUGAGGACGCUCCCAGGCCACAAGGGCGAGGUGCUCCAGAUCCAGUGGUGCCCUGCCGUCGGGGCCAAGUUUGCAGAGAUCUCGGCCAGCAAUUUGCUCGCCACCUGCUCCCAGGAUGGCGAUGCCAUCAUCUGGAACCUCGCACCCCGGCCGUGUGAUGUGGGCGACGAGGGCGACGAGGAUGACCAGGCACCGGAGGUCUGCUUCAUCCACUCAGGCCACCGGCAGGGGAUGCUGGACUUUGAUUGGACCUCCAUGGAGGACCUCCUUAUGUGCUCGGUGGGUGAGGACUGUACCCUCCAGGUCUGGAAGCCAUCCCUUUCCGUUUUGGAAGAGGACGAGGAGCCUGAGGCCGAAGAGACAGAGGCUGAGAGGGCCGCCAAGCGCAGUCGCGUGGACUGA
This is a messenger RNA of Symbiodinium natans, 1389 nucleotides long. The record is from the annotation of a GenBank genome assembly. NCBI's taxonomy places the organism in Eukaryota, Dinophyceae, Suessiales, Symbiodiniaceae.